AUGCAGCGCCUUCUAUCCAGGGCUCACUGUCGUCUUACCGCCCUUUCUAGUGCCACCAAAUGGGCCCACUACACCCGCCCGUCGCCACCGGGUCUGCCCCAACGUCCCCGGCACCACCACCAGAUCCGGCGUAAUGCCCAACUGGCCGCCAUCCAACCAGACGAAGUCCCUAUUGACUCUGCCCCAGAGCCCCGCCAGCUCCCUGAACACGCUGUCAUCUCAACCUUUGACUUGUUCAGCAUAGGCGUCGGUCCUUCUUCCUCCCACACGGUGGGUCCUAUGAGAGCUGGAAAGAUCUUCAUCAACGACUUGAAGGAACUCGAUCUGCUAGACAAGGUCAAGACUAUUAAGAUCAAUCUCUACGGAUCACUUGCAGCAACUGGCAAAGGACACCACACACCCCAGGCAAUCUUACUAGGCUUAGAAGGCUCGGAUCCAGAGACCAUAGACACGACAACUAUACCCACUCGCUAUGAAGCCAUCAUCCAGAACAAGACGCUUCUACUCAACGGUCACCACCGCAUCGAAUACGACAUGGACAGAGACAUGCUAUGGCGCUGGGACAUGGUUCUCAAGACCCACCCCAACGGGAUGAGAUUCAGCGUCUUCGAUGCAAACGGCGAUCUGUUGGCUACUAACGAGUACUUUAGCGUUGGUGGAGGCUUCGUCGUAAACGACAAGACGAAAGUGGACGAGAACCUGUUCUACAAGGGCGUGGACAAGAAGAGGGUACACGGUGCAAGACUGCAUCAGUCUUUGCAUUCAUCUAUUGCGUCGACUCCCGAGUCUCCUAGCAUUGCUGGCUCCACUCAUGCGUCCGCGGGAGCUCCGCCGGCGCCAUUCAUUCCCCCACAGUUGGAAGUCGGAACUGCAACCGAAACGGAACAUGCUCAAGGGGAGAUCGACAAGCCUCCUUAUCCGUUCGACACGGGUGCCACGCUGUUGGCUUUGACUAAGAAGUAUAACAAAUAUUUUGGGUACACAGAUGAAGAAAUUCACGAGAAGUUAAUGAGAAUCUGGCAAGUUAUGGACGAAUGUAUUCACGCCGGCGUUUCGUCCACCGAACGAACCUUACCUGGUAGAUUGGGCGUUAGGCGACGGGCGCCUAUGCUUUAUCGACGAUUGAUGAGAGGAUUCUACCCUGGUAUCUCGACCCCCCAAGUCCAAGCUAUAGGUUCUGGGUCUCACCAACACGGCGGUGAGAUAGAAGCGCCAGAGGAAAGGUCUCCUAUGUCGUCAGCGCCAGAAACAACCAAGCCCUCGAGUACAGGGUCCUCCCAACCCCCGCGAAACUUUGGCGUUCCCCGCGUCGUCGGAUCGUUCGACCAUGCAUUAUUGCCCAUGCCACCCACCAAGACGACGAUCCCCGCAGUUGAUUUCCUUUCGUGCUAUGCGAUAGCCGUUAAUGAAGUGAACGCUGCCGGUGGGAGGAUCGUCACGUCUCCUACCAAUGGCGCCGCGGGUGUGAUACCUGGUGUCUUGAAGUACAUACUCGAGUUCGUGAGCGAUGACCCGGAGAAGAGUAUCAAGACGUUUUUGUUGACUGCUGCUGUAAGGGCCGUUGGAAUGCUUUUCAAACGAGGCAGUACGAUCUCCGCUGCUGAAGGAGGAUGUCAAGCCGAGGUCGGAGUGGCAUGCUCAAUGGCGAGUGCUGGGUUUGCUGCGUGUAUGGGAGCUUCGCCGGAGACGGUCUUACAAGUAUGUUCUCGAGUUUUCAUGGAUUUCAUUCGGACAUUCGUUGACAAUGGUUUCGCGAUCUCGAAGGCUGCCGAGAUUGGUAUAGGUUUAACAUGCGACCCUAUCGAUGGCCUUGUCCAAGUUCCCUGUAUAGAACGAAACAGUCUUGGAGCUGUGAAAGCAGUAACAGCGGCCCAACUGUCGAUGGCGAGUCAUGGCGUUUAUAGUGUGACGCUGGACGAGGCGAUCGAAGCCAUGAGGCUGACUGCGGCUGAUAUGAGCGUCAAGUAUAAGGAGACGAGUCUUUCGGGUCUGGCUACGACUGUGAAGAUCCCCCUCUCAGUCCCCGCUUGUUAG
Messenger RNA from Coprinopsis cinerea okayama7#130, 2034 nucleotides. RefSeq names its product L-serine dehydratase. Gene Ontology annotation, biological process: gluconeogenesis. The transcript is spliced from 19 exons. The record is from RefSeq and is a predicted model, not a curated record. Lineage: Eukaryota; Fungi; Basidiomycota; Agaricomycetes; Agaricales; Psathyrellaceae. Gene Ontology annotation, molecular function: L-serine ammonia-lyase activity; 4 iron, 4 sulfur cluster binding. Bases 1 to 2034 code for a protein of 677 amino acids.